Molecule: messenger RNA, 756 nt
Organism: Danaus chrysippus (African queen)
Lineage: Eukaryota; Metazoa; Arthropoda; Insecta; Lepidoptera; Nymphalidae
Source: the annotation of a GenBank genome assembly
AUGGUUGGAUAUCGUCAUGAUGAUAAUCUCACUCCAAAUCAAAAGUUGAUCGCCGGUUGCAUAUCGGGAGCAGUCACUAGGUUUCUAACACAGCCUUUGGAUGUAUUGAAAGUGAGAACCCAAUUACAGGGUAAAAUCUCUCGCACGAAAAGACUGAGUGUAUUUGCGACUUUAAAGAAAAUACUCUACGAGGAAAGCAUAUUCGCUUUCUGGCACGGACACAAUCUUGGACAGAUACACUCGGUUCUAUCCACGUCAAGCCAAUUCUACGUUUAUGAAGUAACAACGAAAUAUGUAUUCAGUUCUCCAGUUAACCCUAGAUAUAAAACGUUCCUGGAAUUCAUGUGUGGUAUAUGCGCGGGUUGCUGCAGCGCGACCCUCGUAGCUCCUCUAGAAGUUAUACGAGUUAGGCAAAUGUUGAUAAAAGAACAGUACAGAGGAAUAAUUAAUGGAGCCAAGGCUGUUUAUAAUUCGGGAGGAUUACUGGCUUUCUAUGAGGGAUGGACUGCCGGGGUUCUUAUGCUGGGCCCUCAAGUUGGGAUAACAUUUUCCGUAUUUAGCUUCACACAACCACUAAUAUUGAACUACAUGUAUGAUUGCAAUGGAGAGUGUCUCCAUAAAAAGGGGAAUGCACAUACAGCCCAAGAUUUAUUGCUAGCCACUACUAUUGCUGGUGGAGUAUCAGGAAUUAUAUCAAAAGUCAUGUGCUAUCCUCUAGAUUUAGCAAAACGAAGAUUACAAAUCGCGGUUGGUUGA